Molecule: messenger RNA, 3218 nt
Organism: Sycon ciliatum
Lineage: Eukaryota; Metazoa; Porifera; Calcarea; Leucosolenida; Sycettidae
Product: solute carrier family 22 member 15-like
Exons: 8
Coding region: 875-2497 (540 amino acids)
Biological process (GO): transmembrane transport
Cellular component (GO): membrane
Molecular function (GO): transmembrane transporter activity
Source: RefSeq, a predicted model, not a curated record
CCUCCCCAAACAACACAUUUUCCUACGCCACUGAAUUAUAACCUUUUUUUGUACUCAUCCUGGAAUCCCUUUUGGCAAGAAGGAGCCCAUUCUACUAAUCUACUUACCAAACGGUCAUUCCUCGUGAACCCACCGCACGGGAUGUGUGGAGGAUCUUUUUUCCCCACAUGCGCACAUAACAUCCAUACCCACACAAGUCAUACAUACACGUACACAUGCAAGCACGGGGCUAACUAACGAUGACCUAAGUCCUUGGCAUGCAUGGUGACCAUGGUGACUGAGUCACAUGUGCACGGUCCGGUCAUGCCGUCACGCACGUGUUCCGUUGGCGCAUGGCGAAGGGUGCAGUUGGCACGUGCUUCUGUACAUGUGCUAGCUAUGCUUGCAGAUGUUAUCAACAAGUAGGUCGAAUGCUGCACACGAUGGGCUGAGGUCUCUUUGACUGCUGACCAACUCCAGAUGAACUCCAAAGACGUUCAAACCUUUUGUCUUUACGGUUGUUUACUGCCUAGUUCUAGACCAGAGGCUGGUGCAGAGCGAGCAGAGAACAUCAACCAACUCGUUAACGAUUAUCGCUGACUGGCUGUACAGUGCAGGAGGAAGGAAGACACAUCCUGCAGUUCAGAGAGAGAUCACUGAUUAUCUUUAGUACUAGUAGUGCUGCUUUUACCAAUGUUCGUGAGCGUGAAAUCAAUGACAAUAGCUAGCUAAUGUCUGAUUCUCUCAAAUAGACUGCACCUGUGUGCAAUCAGUCAAUAGUGGUGUUAGUGUGGCGGGGCGGUAGUGUUCAAUGAUUCCAUCAUGUCCUUUGUUGCUGGUGUAGUCGGAGUAGCGUUGCUUGACGGCGUACGCAGUCGCGGUGUUUGUCAACAGUAUGGAUGACAUUCUGCGCGAGCAUUUUCAGUUCAACAGAAAGCAGAAAGUACUGAUCAUGGUCUGCUUCGUAGCGGACAUGCUGCUGGCGCAGCAAGUUGGUGUGUUGGUGUUUAUUGCUGAUAAGCCCACGUGGCACUGCGAAUCAAUCGCUGCUCCUGUCCUUGCUGGUCAUGGCCAUGGUAGCAACGUCAAAAGCAGGUACAAGCUGAAUCAUGAUGUAGGAAAGUCUAAUGUCUUACCGGACGCUGGGGAUAAGUGCCUGCAACUGGCCAGUGGAGCGUGCAAACCUUCGUUCGUGGAUAUGCGCUCUUUAGCGACAGCAGAGUUCAGCCUGGUAUGCGAGAAAGAAGGAGUCGCUGCGUACGCUCAAUCUCUGUACUUCAUAGGCAUGCUGUUGGGCAGUGCUGUUGGUGGUUGGGCUACCGAUCGCUAUGGUCGACGUCAUGCAAUGAUAUCUGGCGCAGCACUGACAACCGCUGCGUCACUCUGGUCUGGUGUUGCACAGUCCUUCUGGUCACUUGCGCUCUCACGUCUAGUUGCUGGUUUAGGUGGAAUGUGGUGCACAAUGGCGUCCAUGGUAUAUGCCAGCGAGAUUGUUGCGCCCAGCUACCGAGGCUUUGUCACUAGCCUUAUCAGCGUCUCGUUGAGUAUCGGUGUGUCGCUAGCGUCACCCGUGGCCUACAUCUUUCAAGACAGCUGGAGAGAUGUGAUGUUAGCAAUGACAGCACUAGCGGCGUUCAGUACCUUUCUGCUUUGGAUGUUUUUAUGUGAAUCUCCCCGCUGGUGCUUUACUCAUGGUCGUCAUGACGAUCUGGAAGAUCUCCUCAUCAACUGGGCAUCGAGUGGUUCACAGAAGCAGCAGGCCCUAGCAAUGUUACAGACUGCCAUCAAAGCAUCACACGAAGAGUUGAGCCCUGCUAUAGGCAGCAGCAGCAAGGAAUCAACCAUCACGCUGUCGGCACUCUUUACCGGGCGAUUUCGAAAGAAGCUCUUCCCUCUCCUGUGGACAUGGGCUUCUGUAUGUUUAGUGGCUUACAGUCUGUCGUUGAAAAUCGAUGGUUUGGGCGACAAGUACAUCAGCUUCUUCUUGCUGGCAGUUGCUGGAGUACCGUCCAACUUUGGCAUCAUUCGGUGUUUACACUACAUUGGACGUAAAGCCUGCUUAAUGUGGCUUCUGGCGCUUGUAGCAUUCUUCACCGGCCUCUGUGUCUUGAACAAACUGGAAUGGUUCACAACACACUUAUCACACACACUGGGAAGUGCACAAGCAACUGCCAGUGGUGGAAGUGGCAGCUAUAUCAACUGGUUGCUGGUCUUCUCUGUGCUUGCACGCUUUUCAAUCUCCUCUGCAUACUCUGUUCUCUACACCUACACACCGGAACUGUUUCCAACGGCUGUACGAAGUAAAGGACUUGGUGCAUGCACACUGGUGUCUCGCUUUGGUGCCAUCGCCUCUCCAUUCUUCCUGGGAUUGAGUGCUAUUCAUCCGGCAUGGCCAUAUGUGGUCUUCUUCAUCAGCUCUAUCACGGCAUGUAUGUGCAUGCAUCGAAUGCCGGAGACAAGAGACCGAGACCUGCCGGAAUCCCUUCAAGAUGUCUACCAGCUGAUAGCCGACUCGUGACUGGUUACCAUAGGGACAGUGUAUGUUUUAAUUGCUUCGAUUAUCAAGUGGUUGAAUCACACAUUAGUGUUAUUGAUACACAUGUAUUAUCCUCCUCGUUUCCAGCCGUGAAUCCCGGUAUUACAUUGAGAAUUUGCUUGAGAGGAAAUGAUUUAGUUCUCUCCAGAGAAAACUUGAUUCCGCAAAAAUAAUUUAUUUUAGGAAAACUCACGCAUGCAUGUACAUGUAGGUUCAUGCUUGAAUGUAGAUCACUAGGUACUCCGUUUUAUUUGGUAGCAGGUUUUAUUUCUGACGAAAUGAGUGGUAGGGUUUGAGAGUGCCGAUUCCAAAUUUUAGAUGGUCUAGUCCACCCACCUAGAAGGCAGUUGUCUCAGACAUUUAGGCUAGAUAGACUGAACCCGGCAUUUCAAAGAAGUAGUAAGUCAUUUACAGUUGUUAAAACGGUGUUUGAAGUUUUCUACUGAUUCAGAGUAUUUCAGACUUACCUUGGCCAAAGCUGUUUGCUACUGACUAGCAAUUCUCUCCAAUUGAACUUAUCUUCUAUAGCCAUUUUCAACUUUAGAUUUUCAACUUUCGAUUUGGUCAGUGAGAUGAAGUCACAACUUACUUGAGUUGAAAUUUCACCCAGCUCUUACUGUAUUCUAUUAGGUCAGCCGGUUGUCAAUUUGUCACACUGGAAAUCAUGGCCACUGGCUUUAGAAUAAACAGUUCUUGCUUCUCA